This is a messenger RNA of Cynara cardunculus var. scolymus (artichoke), 2063 nucleotides long. Its product is annotated as aspartyl protease family protein 2-like. Lineage: Eukaryota; Viridiplantae; Streptophyta; Magnoliopsida; Asterales; Asteraceae. Gene Ontology annotation, molecular function: aspartic-type endopeptidase activity. Bases 195 to 1826 code for a protein of 543 amino acids. The record is from RefSeq and is a predicted model, not a curated record. Gene Ontology annotation, biological process: proteolysis. The transcript has a single exon.
GUCAAAGCGAUGUUCCCACCAAUCUCUUCUUGAUAUUCAGUCUGCUUUCUUCAUUCCCAAUUUCCACAAAUUUGAAUCGCCAAGUUCCGUCCAUACAACGAAUGAAUCAAACAAACGUGGAUCAAAUUCACUACCCAUAAAAGGGUUUCUUCUGUUUUUGUUUUUCUUCAUCCACUUCAAAGCUACCGGAAUCAAUGGUGGUCAAGUGCUUUUUGUUCCUUUUGUUCUUCUUCUUCUUCUUUCUUAGUUGUGCUUUUGGAGCUCAUCCUGCUCGGAGCUUGAAUCCCAAUGCGUCUUCGAUUCUCGCCGGAAUCGAAAUACCUAAUCAUUCAAGCUUUAAUGGAGUCUCGUCUUCUUCUUCAGAUUGCGAUUUCUCCUCGCCGGAGACCUCCGGUGGGGUUGGAUUUGAUGGGGCGAAACAAUCGGUAAAACUCCACUUAAAACACCGAUCGUCCGGUCAAACUCCCAUGGCCGCCAAAGAAUCAUUGUUCGAUUCGGCCGCAAGUGACGUAUCUAGGAUCCAAACGCUUCACAAAAGGAUCCUGGAGAAGAAGACUCGAAACACGAUUCUAAAACCAAAGAAAAACGACGACCACCGUCUCAAGGCUGCAGAAGAAGCAGCAGCACCGGCGGCGGCGGAAACUUACGCCGGAAAAUUGAUGGGUACUCUUAAAUCCGGCGUAACUCUCGGGUCCGGUGAGUAUUUCAUGGAUGUUUUUCUGGGUACGCCUCCUAAACACUAUUCUCUAAUUCUCGAUACUGGUAGCGAUUUAAAUUGGAUCCAAUGUACACCCUGCUACGAUUGCUUUGAACAAACCGGACCCCAUUACGAUCCGACCCAAUCGUCGUCUUACCGGAAUGUUACCUGCCAUGAUCCCCGGUGCCAUCUGGUUUCGUCGCCGGACCCUCCAAAACCUUGCAGAGCUGAAGCUAAAUCUCAAUCGUGCCCGUAUUUUUACUGGUACGGCGACAGUUCCAACACCACCGGAGAUUUCGCCACCGAGACUUUCACGGUGAAUUUGACCACCAAUGUCGACGGCCACAAACAGCAACACCAGGAGGUUCAGGUUGAGAACGUUAUGUUCGGCUGCGGCCAUUGGAACCGUGGCCUGUUUCAUGGUGCCGCCGGAUUACUCGGGCUCGGCCGUGGUCCGCUAUCGUUCGCAUCCCAACUCCAAUCGUUAUACGGGCAAUCGUUUUCGUACUGUCUUGUGGAUCGAGACAGCAAUUCUAGUGUCAGCAGCAAGUUGAUCUUUGGAGAAGAUAAAGAUCUUUUAAAGCACCCUGAAUUGAAUUUCACUUCGUUGAUCGGCGGUAAAGAAGCGCCAGUCGAUGUGUUCUAUUACGUGCACAUAAAAUCCGUGAUGGUUGGCGGAGAAACACUCGAUAUCCCCGAACAAACAUGGGAUUUAUCGCCCGAUGGUUUCGGUGGAACCAUCAUCGAUUCAGGUACGACUCUGAGUUACUUUGCCGAUCCUGCUUACAAUGUCAUCAAGAAAUCUUUCAUGGAUAAAGUGAAAGGCUACCCAAUAGUCCACGAUUUCCCGAUUCUCGAGCCGUGUUACAACGUGUCAGGAGUCGCAGAUUACGAAAAAGAUUUGCCAUCAUUCAGUAUCUUGUUCAACGAUGGUGCGGUGUGGAACUUCCCAGUCGAGAACUAUUUCAUUAAGCUCGAACCGGAAGAGAUUGUGUGUUUGGCCGUUUUGGGGACCCCACGGUCGGCUUUAUCAAUAAUCGGAAAUUAUCAGCAACAGAAUUUCCAUAUCAUGUACGACACGAAGAAGUCUAGGCUCGGGUUCGCACCAACAAGGUGUGCCGAUGUUUAACGAGAAGGGUUCACGGAAGUCGGUAAUCGAUUGUGUGACGGGGUAGGGGGGAGGUGUAAACAAAAGAGUGACGGAGGGUUUUAUUUAAUUCUUUUUUAAUUUUUCCGGUCUAGAAGUCGAGAAUGGCCGGGGGCAUAGACUUAACACUCGAUCGACAAUAGAAUUGUUUUUGGAUAUCCAUCAAUCGUAUAAAUGUUUUACAUUGUGUUAGUGCCCAUGACCAUUAAAUUUCUUAUA